UGGCCAGAUCUUGACCCAUUAACACUAGCUGCGCUGUCGCUUCGCGUAUUUUUAGCGGAUCGCGCGCGGGGGUUGGCUGGCCCGACGACGAUCAGGCGGACAGGCGGUCUCCCGCGCCCCGUGGCGAUGAACGCGUCGCGAUGACCACGCGAGGGAUACGUCGGAAGAAGUCUUCGCUCUGCGAAGUGAAAGUGGCAGUGAUCGGUGCCCCGUCAGUCGGAAAAAGCGCACUAACAGUCCGUUUCCUGACCAAGCGAUACAUCGGGGAGUAUGAUCACCAACAAGAUAGCAAGUACAAACAUGAAGCUAUGUUGGAUGGUGAACCUAUUCUAUUUGAAAUCUUAGACACUUGCCCAAAGAGCAUAGAAGAUCUUCCUGGGAACGAAGUAACCCAGUGGGCUGACUGUCUGUUCCUGGUGUAUUCCAUCACGGACCGAGAGUCUUUCAACUACGUCCGUCGUGCCAAGCAAAAUCUGCAACCUGACAUACCUCUCACCCUAGUAGGGAACAAAGCCGAUAUGGUUCACUUAAGACAGGUCAGCCCAGAAGAAGGCGAAAUCCUAGCCAAAGAUUUCGAAUGCACAUUCGCGGAGGUAGCAGCGGCUGAGCAAGUUAACCAAGUUGGGGAAGUAUUCCAUGAACUAUGCCGUGAAGUUCUGGCGUUACGACGACGUGCUAAGCACAGUCUUCUGGACCGUAUGCUAGGAUCGAAGACCGCGUACCGUGUCUAUUCUCGAGGGAAGAGUGAUAGCGCCCUACCCAAGGAAUAGAAGGAGGGUCAGAGCGUAACCGAGGGCUGUUCUUGGUGGUGUUUCCCUUACUAAAGUGAAAUUCACUUUGUAUCAAGAUUGCAGAUCCUGUUUUAUUCUUAAAGUACUCCUACGGUUCGUUAAGUAUCAGCUUUGUCUGAUGGUUUUUUCUUGCUGCAAUGUGAAACUGUUCGACUACUCUCGCUAUCCUUAACUAAUGUAUUACAUUACGACACAUGACUUUUUGUUUCUUCCGACACUAUGUUUUCUAAUAUACCCAUAUGGAGAAUGUUAUUUUUUAUUUAGUACUUUGAGUAAAGAUAAGAUCUGCAGUCCAGGAUCAUAUUAGAGGGAAACUCACCAAACUUACCUCGAUUACGCUCUGACUUGAUGAAUCUUCGAUUUGUUACGAGCGAUUAUCGAUAGUUUCGUUCGUACAUAAUAAUAUAAGUAUGUGAUGAGACAAUUAACUUAUAUAAAUACAACUACCACACGGAAUGUGUGAUGACUAAAACUGACUAUGACUUACACGAAGAAUGAAAGGACUCAGAAAGCAACUAUGAACAAUGACUGAAUAGAACAGAAACAGAAUAUAUCAUACAUUUAAAGGUAAAAACUGUUAUGUGUUAUGCUAUUCUGUAAAAAACAGCCUCAAAUAGCUGACAAAAAUAGUAAAGUAAUCGUUAAGAGUACGAAUAAGGGUAAAGCUGGUACGCCUUUGAAAAUGACUUUAUUACUGAGAAUAAUUCAAAUAUUAGUAUAAAAGUUUUAAAAUGUAUUUUAAUUGCAAUUGUUUUUAUAUUUUGUAGGUUUUGCCUUUUGACAUAUGUAUUGUAGUUAUAAAAUUUACUAUUUUCUAUAGGUUUAUUAAGUGUAAUAGGUUUAGUUGUAAGCUUUACAUACAAAACUAUUCUUCCAUUAUUAUUACCAACAUAAUUAAACAAAUAAAAUACAAAACAAUUAUAACAGUUUUAACCUUUCUUCGAUCACGAUGUUUAUGUAGUAAUAUAUCAAAAUAUUAUGUAAAUAGAUGUUUGAUACAUCAUGGAACUUCUCCUAAAUGUGUUAAAUGUUAUCGUUAAGUACUUUUAAACUAUAAAUAUUUGUAUCUAGUUAUAGCAUAAUAUUUACGGAUAUAUUUUUUUCUAUUUUCGUAUUACUUUCUACUACUAUUAUGAAUGAUAAAGUUUAUGAGAAUGGAUGUAUACAGGUACUCAGAAUAAUAACUUUAGUUAUUAUUUAACUUUAAUAACUACAGUUAACUAAAGUUUUUAUUCUAAGGUACAUACUACCCUUAGAAUAUCACAGACAUAUGUUUGUUUGUUUCUCUUUCAUGUAGAAACUACUGAAUAGAUUCUGAUGAGGUAUAUGAUUAUUUUUUAUUCAAUUAUUUGUACCAAAAACAUUUUAUAAAUUAAAAAUAUCUUGUCUUAAAUGUGUAAUUAAUUGAUAUUACUAGAAUAUUACUGUACAGAUCGUAGAAGACUAAAUCUAUUUAUGUACUUCGAAUAGAAAUUAUUUAACAAUGUAAAGGUAUGUUAUUAAUGGUCAGACUUACAUAAAACAGUACCACAUUUUUACCACUUUUACCAAAGUUUGUUAGGCAGGGAAAGUUUGCAAUUAGUAUAAGUAUAUAAAAAAACGUAGGAAAAUGUAUGUACAUACAUUUUCCUACGUUUUUUUUAUUUCACAUUAUUUAAUGUUUGUUAACAUUUUCAAGUUUCGUAGGUAAUCUGAUAGAAUCCAGGUACGGAUAUUAUUGUUUUUUAAAAAUUUUUACUUCUCCGUCUCUCCUUCAAUAGUACAACAGAUUAC
Diatraea saccharalis (sugarcane borer) is the source of this 2564-nucleotide messenger RNA. The record is from the annotation of a GenBank genome assembly. Lineage: Eukaryota; Metazoa; Arthropoda; Insecta; Lepidoptera; Crambidae.